This is a messenger RNA of Cladocopium goreaui, 958 nucleotides long. The record is from the annotation of a GenBank genome assembly. NCBI's taxonomy places the organism in Eukaryota, Dinophyceae, Suessiales, Symbiodiniaceae.
GUGUCGUUGACUGUUUCGAAGGAGAGCCUCUUUUACGAGACGGCGCCGUGCUCGAAGCAAUAUGGGAUUUCCUGGACUACCACCAAUGACAGAACCACGAUAUUUGGUUCAGCCUUGAACUUUGGCCAGACGCUGCUGUACGACACCAGCGACCUCGCAAACCCCAAGAUGGUCGUGCUUGGCCCUGCUGCUGGUUGCACCCAGGACUAUUCCGCGGCGCCCAACGCCAAACCCAUCCCGAUGAGUGGUUUGCCAGGGCAAGUUCUAGGUGGCGCCGGGACCAUCACUGCGAAUCUACAUCUCGGAAGUCCAGGGCAACAAAUCACGGUCCAGCUGGACUCGGGAUCACAGAAGCUCAUGGGCAUCCAUCAGACCUGCCGCAACUUGGGCAAUUGCUUCAUGGUUCAGCCUGCGGGUCAGACGACGGUCGCUCUGGUGCCAGGCACAGACAUUGAUCAACCGCAGUGUCAACAGCAGAAGGAGGACAUAUCCGCAGCAUUGCAGGGGAAAUGUCAAAUGGGAUCGCGUUCUGUGUUUUGUGACUGCGGCAGUCGCGAGGACUGCUUCUCAAUGAUCCUGGAAGCUGCAUCGAAGAGUGUUGUGCCCAACCAGGUUUGCGCCGUUACACGCAAGAUGUGUGGCGACCCCGUGGACUUCCACCCAGAAGCGUCGAGCACCUUUGAGCCAGCAAAUUUCCCGAGUUUUGCAUUCGCGAAGCCUCCUGGGAAGCAGCAGGUCACUGUUCAAUGUGACAGGACUCAUUUGUGCGAUUGAGCUCCGUUGCGAUCCGCAUCUUCGUCGUGGGUGGCCUUGAUGUUGACCGGCUGCCAAGUGGCUGCGACGUUUUGGGCCGGAUCAGACUGGCUCUAAUUCAAUGUUUGAAUCAGUUUCAAUAGAUAGAUUUAUAGAAGUUUACUGUUUCCAAAAAGACGUCUUCGGUGUCUUUGUGAAAGGAAAG